AUGUAUGGAGAAGGUGUCAGACUGGUUUGCCCUUCAGGAGCUGUAGAAACUCCUGUGUCCGUCAGCGUAACAUUAGAACAUCCUUUCAAGUAUUAUCGACUUCUUGUUCAAAAGGAUCUUGCAAAAGACGUCAUGUUCGGUGCACCCAUCAUCAAUCUUCGUCCUAAUGGAUGUUUCUUCAAGAAGCCUGUUACGCUGAUCACCAAGUUCGAAAUUCCGGGUUGGAAGUUUAGUGACGUCCUUAUUUUGCACGGCACAGAGGCAAGCUUAGGAAAGAUCACCUGGGAGGACAUCACUCAUAGUGCAAAAACUGAUGAGGCCAGCCAAGAAGUGAUCAUCGAGCUAAACCAUUUCUCGCGGAUUGCAGUUUUGAAAAGGAGGACUAGAAUUCGCCUCAAAGACUUUGUGUCUCGGCUCAAUUUGCAUGCAUUUCAUUACAGGUUGUUGGUGUUAAGGAGGGGCGGCUCUUUGUCUGAGAAAGUGCGCAACGAAGUUGAAGACGAACUUGCCCUACUCUUCGUAAGCGAAGAUGUCUAUCACGAACAAUUUUACAAACUGCAGAAGAAUUCAGCUUUAGUUCAGCUAGAAAAGGAUCAAUUUGUAAAGCUCCAUGUAACUCGUAGUGAAACGCCAGAGGGGAGAAGACGCAUCAGUAACAACGAAAAUCUUACAGUCGACAUUCAGGUUGGGGAAGACUACAAGCUUGUUGACAGCCAUCAGGAAAGUAGACAAUUCAGUGUACAGGCCUCCAUUUGGUGGAACGCUGGAAAGGUUGUCAGACUCUCUCUGAAAUCAAAACGGGAUGUCAGAAGUCUGUGCGGAGCGAUUACCGUACAAGGAGAAUACGGACACAUUAGCACAUGGCACUUCAGUGAAGAAGGUAUGACAGUUAGCUUACAUAAGCAUAAUACACAUGUUACUGUUGAUGAAAUAUUAAGAUUUAUUAUAUGGCAGAGUCUGCUUUCGCCAUGCGAUUGGUCAAUUUGCGGUCCGUAACUUGCUAUACGGACCAAACUUUUUAAAGAAACGUUCUUUUCGGAGCUCUACAUCUCUUUACCUCGGAAAAAAGGUUUAAAUAAACUUAUAAAACGCCUGUCAACCUGUUGACUUUGGCCUUCAACAUUUUAAACUGUGUCUAUUUGUGAACAAAGGCGAUGACGAAACUAACUCGUAAUCUUACCGAAGAGGAUUCUAGUCAGUGUUUGAAAAUUUUGUCGCAGUACACAGUUAAGAAGACGAAAAUCGACUGGCAGAGAUUCGACAUGGUUUGCCUAAGAGAAAAUGAGUAAUUCGUUCGACAAAUAUGAUACACAUACCUACACCCGAUCAUCUUGACAAGCUUCUUUGCCAUUUGCAGUGCUUUUCAAGGACCAACGAAAGAAAGAUAGAAGCGAGUUCGAGCCAGACAAAAUGUGCAGUUUUCAAAAGACUCCAGCGUCACAUUAACGAGUAAAUACUUACAGUGCUCUUAGUUUUGACCCAAUAAACUUUAAAAUAUGUCUGUAAACCCUGAGGACUGGGAUAUUGACUUUGCCUUUCCAAAUUUUCACCUAGCUUUGUUUAAAUGAGAACGAAGCUGACGUAGAAACUGAAUCGUAACCUCAACGAGGAAGAGAAUUCAGUCAGCGUUUGAAAAUUUUAACGCAGAUCACGUGCAAUUGAAGACAAGAAUGAACUGGCAGAAAGAGAGGAUUUCCCAAUAACAAUUAACGAGCGAAUCCUUCGACAAUGACAACAGACUCACCUUGAAAAGCUUCUUUGCCUUUUCCAGUGUUUUUUUUUUUACAAGGACAAACGGAGGAAAGACGGAAACGACUUCUAGACAGACAUAGUGUCCGGCUUCCAAAAUACUACAGCGUUACAUUAAAGAGCUAAAACUUACAGUGCUCUUAGUUUUGACCAAAUAAACUUUUUCAACAUGGCGAAUUUGUUUUUACUUUCUCGAAAAGCCUUUGUUAUGUGCUAUUGUUUUCGUGCGCCAAUAAAAACUUUCUUUUUUGACGACUGUCAAAUGACUGUCAAAUCGUGCGUCCUGCACUUGUUUCCGGUCCCCCAAACAGGAAGAAGCCAUAUAAUAAACAUCUUAUUAGCCUCGUUUUUUCGGUUCGUACUGUAAAUUACGGAUCCUCCUUUUUUUCCAUCGAUUUAUGACCCAAGCGCGAAGCGCGCGGGCCAUAAAUCGAUGGAAAAAAAAACUCGGUCCGUAAUUUACAGUACAGACCGAAAACUCGGCUAAUGUAUCUGAUUGCUUCGUGGACAUACUUUGCUGUCAACUGAGUAGGACAGUAACAAAAUCUAUAUUAUUUUCGCCACAUUCCACAAUCGAUUUUAAAGUACAAUCUUAAAGGUCAAAUGAACCAAAAUUUCGACCUUUUUUAUUUUAGUUCAAUUCUAGUGAAAUGUGUUUAAUACGAACCAAGUAAACAUGCAUACUAUGAAGUUUCAGCUCAAUUAAAGCAAGCAUCUCCGAGAUAUUCGCAGUUAAAAAGUGUUAUUUUUUUACCCUUAUCUUCGUAGAGCGGUCGGAAAAAUUGUCGGCAAAAACAGCUUUUGACGUCAAUGUCGGUCAGGUGAAAAAAAGCGGAAAAUUCAAAACGGUGCUUUUUGAGCCGACUUGGCGCAGAAAUUAUGGUGGUUUGUGUGGCCAUAAACCUGGAAGGAACAAGCAAUUUGUCUUCAAAAGUUGCAAGCUGGGGUUAAAAUCCUCUUAUUAUUUAAUUUUCUCGAAGUAUGCAUCAUAAUAAAACGGACUUUAACGACACUAAUCUCCUUGCGUUGUACUGGAAAUGUGCGUGCUUAGGUCCGAUUUUUUUCAAGAUGCAUUCACAAAAUGUGUUCCCAUGAGGAAGUUCCUGGAUAUAUAAGGUCCGGAGCUCCACUGUGGACACAAUAACAAAAUAUCUUUCUAUGGUGUUUUGCCCAAAAAUUUCACGUUUGCCCACAAUGUGUCUGAACUUUGCCGCACUCGAGCUGAUGAUAUUUUAAAACCCACGCCUUGAUCGGACACUUGUAGCUUCGCAAAACAAGUCGAAGUUUUGGCGUUGAUAAGUGGGCAGAAAAAGAGUUAAUCUUUAUCUAGUAAAAUCUUCCCCAAAAUCGAUUUGAAAGCAACUAUAGUUUUAUAAACUUGAUCGUUUCGCGUAAGAUUUGCUUUGUGUUGUCACGGUUGAACAUGCAUAACACCUCUCAAAAACCUACGCAUAAGUAAGAUUUCCCUCAAACAAAGUUAAAGUUACAUUAUUGCAAAAACGUCUUUCCACUUAUGUAUGUGAUUUAAUUUCCGACUGGGGUCACUUGAGGACCAUAGACGCCACUUUAAGCUCGCAAAGAGAUGCGACAAGCAAAGAACAAUUCCAUCAUGCGUGAAAUUCAGCUUAAGUGAACUAAAAAAAGCUUCAAUAAUAAGGUUGCAAAACAACAAAUUUUCAUUGGAAAAAAACAUAAGUCUUAAGGCUCUUAUACAUGUACAAUGACAAUGUUCAAAGAAGUGAAUUUUCUGUACGAAAACAACCUACCUAAAGAUCAUGAAAGCAAAAGAUCAGUUGCAAGCUUCGUAGCUAAGCCAUGAUUCACCAUUUAGCUAUUUUUAAUAACUGGUCCAUGCGAGGGUCUUCAUUCAAGCAAAUUUAACUCAGCAAACUGAAUCAUUAGAAAAUACAGAAAACUGCACGUAAGGGUUUGUUUUGCUCGCUUAGUCAAAUUCAGCUCCAGCAAUUGUUUACGGGCAAAGAGUCAAUUGUUUUGAAGUCACUGCCGGCAGUUCAGCUACUACAGCGAGUGAAAAGUAAAAUUUGCUUACAGAAAAAAAACAAAAUUAUGUAAUUAAAAAUGAAAAAAGGAAAAAGCUCUGACUAUUAUUCGUUGAUGCUCCAAACCUGUACCAUGUAUAUCCGAUAUUAAUCUAUCUAGCCUUAAUAUUGAGAGGAAAAUAACAUUAUUGAAGAAUAAUAAAGCCACCGGACCAGAUGGUAUAUCACCCAAAUUAUUGAAACUCGCAGGUACUGCUGUUGUUGGCCCGCUGACCAGCCUUUUCAUUCAAAGCAUACGCGAAUGUAGAGUCUACAAUAAUUGGAAAGUGGCCAGACUAACACCUGUAUUCAAAAAAGAUGAUCCUACGGUAAUGAGUAAUUAUCGUCCCCUCUCCUUGCUAAGUGUACCCAGCAAGAUUUUAGAAUCAUGUGUAGCGGACACGAUUGUGAAACAUGUUUUCUCGGAAAACGAAGCGCUCGUCACUGACAACCAGUGGGCCUACCGAAAAGGAAGAUCGACAGAGCUAUUACUCAUCCACCUGCUAGAAACUUGGCGACGAGCAAUCGAUAACAAAUUAGUUGUGGGCGCCAUAUUCAUAGACUUCCAGAAGGCGUUUGAUUGCGUUUCACACUCAAUUCUUCUUCACAAGCUAGAGCACAACUUUGGAAUCACGGGAAACUUACUGGCAUGCCUAAGAGAUUAUCUAUCCGAUCGGGAACAGUAUACUGUAAUUAAUGGCGUACCCUCUGAGAAUACCAAAGUUGUACACGGUAUACCACAGGGCUCCGUACUCGGGCCCAUACUCUUCGCCUUGUACACAAGCGAUCUACCGAAAGCAGUUCACACUGCAACAACGUUCCUGUAUGCUGAUGAUACCACUAUGUACUGUGUUGGUGAAUCCGUAGACCAGGUCACAAUAACGCUGAACAAAGCUCUAGAAGAACUCGCCCUCUGGUGCAAACAUAACUCCCUGGUACCACACCCCAAAAAGUGCGAGGGAAUGAUCCUUAAACGAAAUCAUUUUAUCGGUCCCUUAGGCAGUUUAAAAAUUAACCAGCAUCUCAUAAAAUGGUCCUCAAGUUCUAAGCUGUUAAGUGUAACCACUGACAACAAGUUUACGUGGACAAAACACAUAUCAGAGCUCAAAAGAGGGUUCGUUAACAAUCUCAAUCUAAUCAAAAGCAGCCGCUUUUUACCCAGGAACUCGCUUUUAGACCUAUAUUUUAAAGUCAUUUUACCGUCGGUUACAUAUGCGUUACCAAUUUGAGGGUAUUGUACAAAUAAAAAUGAAUUUAAUUCUUUGGAAUCCAUACAUUGUAGGGCUGCUAGAGUUGUAUAUAACCUCGCGCGCGACAUGCCCUCUGAGGACGUAAGAAAAACAGCUAACUGGGACUCUUUAUUCGACAUAUAAGGUCAAAAUAGCCACCUUAAUUUAUAACAUAUACAACCGCAUUACUCCAUCAUGCUUGGAACAUAUAAUCCAAAGGAAAGAGUCUAAGUAUGACCUCCGUCAUCAACAUCGUGUUAGCGUACAAAGUUUUGAAACUUAUUUUAUGAAAAACUGCAUUUCUUACAGAGGAUCCAUUGUUUGGAAUCUCUUAGAACCAGCCGCUGUCAGCGCCAGGGACUAUGCCAAAAGGGCAAAAAAAUCUUACGCUCUCAGAAACUUGAACUUUAAUGAAGAGUCACCGCAAAUGGGUAGUCCCCAAAUUGACAGUGAUUUCGUCUUUUAAUAAUUCUACUCAUAUUUUUUAUUGUACAUAUUUCACCUUUUAUUGACUACAUUCAAUUUUAACAAUUUUUAUUAUUUUAUUUUUAUUAACAUUCUUUACACGGCCCCAUAAGCUAUAUUAGCUUUAAAACCCACCGUGUUUAAAUAAAAGAUGUUGUUGUUGUUGUUGUUGAGCAACAGAAAAAUGGUCGAAGUAGUGUAGUCUUCUCGAGUAAGCUUGCUGGCCUUCUAUCAUGAGCUCCGAGAACGUUUUAAGCGCACAAGUGUGUUCACUCGUAUGCGUUAGCAUUUCGUUUCUUUGACUGAAGACAAAGAUAAAGCUGGUUCUGCAAAGGUAAAUAAAUCACCGCUGGGAAUGUAAAAAAGUAACCGUAACUACUAAUAACAGAAUACAAGCGGGUUUUAAUUCAGCCCGGCGAAAGAAAACGAAGCACUAGCCGUAGCCGAUGGACACAAAAUCAACUCACAAAUCGAAUGCACAAUUAUCAGAAAAAUACAAACCUCUUUGGAAGUGUUCAAAACGUUAUAUUCCACCUCAGACUGACGGAAUGAUCCGUUUUUACUCUAAUAUUUGUUGUUCCGAAUCCAAAGUAAUUUUCAAGUGACGAAAAAACAACAACAACAAAAACAAAAAAAGGUUUUAAAAAGUCUCAGUCAGAACUCUCACAGACCGACAUAAACAAACGCAGGCGAUAUAAGGGAUGCGCAGAAGCUUGCGCAGAACGUUUUUCCGCCCUGAAGACCAACAAUGACGUCACGUAGUCUCCGGUCCAUCGCGCGGCCAUUUCAGAAACGUUUUCGUGAAGUCUUCGGAAAUGCUCGGAUUUUGAUCUUUUAUCUUUCUAUAAAGGCUUGGGAAGAAAAAUCUUUAAACCAAAUAUCUUUUAGGAUGGUUCUUUUUAGAGUUUGGUGAAGGUAAAGUGACAGAAGGAAAUACUUCAAUUUUUUGGUUCAUUUGACCUUUAAGUGUUUAAUAGGGGGCUAAGAAGGCGAAAGGGCUUCUCCUUGCACUAACCAUUGCACGGCGGGAGAGAACUCUGUCUACCUCACUAUUAAAUGCCUGUAACGCAGACUGUAAUCUGAAUGAGCUAUUUUGUUUUCUUAAGAGAGUCGGCAGCAUAGUCUCACAAAUGCACUGCCGUUCAUCGCUCAUAAAAAAUAUUUGAGCUAUUUCAUGUUUUGAUGUAGUCGAACUACCUCGACUAUAAACUGUAAAAACAUCCACGUACAACGCAGUUAGCUUAAGUACGUUUCUAUUUUUCUUUAAUUUCAGAUCUACGUGGCUAUGUAAGGAGCUUGCUUGGUGUAGAAGAUGCCAUUUUUAACCUCAUUCCCAUUGCUAGGUCGUUUGGCAUGCCUGAAGAGGUAAUGAAUGAACUCACGGAGUGUUGGAACGACGAGAGCGAGCAACUGGACAUAAUUUUGCGACACUGGUCAAGAGAGAAGAAUGUGGCAGAAAACCUUGAUGCUCUAAGAAGAGACCUUGACAAGUUAAAACAAGGUUUGUCAAGCCCCUGCUUCAGUUAUCGUCUAGUUUCACAUUAAGUAUCUCAAUCGAAACUUAUACAAAAUUAUUAUCAUCAUUCAACUUCCAAUGAAAUACAAGUCAUUUGAAAUAAUAUUCUUGCGUCUACUUGAGGCUUUGUAUAAUAUUUGGUAAUGACAAACACCGUUAGUUGUGUUCUCGUAAACUUAAUUCCGACGCGUCCACUUGGGAAAUUCUAAUGCCUUGUGAAAAAACGUUUGGGAAAAGGCCACUACUUGAAAGCGUCGAAUUAAUCUUUGGUGUUUUCGAUUUUUAAAAUUUUAUCCUAGUUGACUUACUGUUUUUCGACUUUCAUUUAUACAGACCACACAAGUUACAAAGUAACAGCAAGAGGUCAGAUGCAUAUAAGGAACUUGCGAGAAUUUACAACCAAGAAUAUCGACGCCGGGUUAUUUCGCACUCUUUGUAUGUCUGUGAUAAGAGACCUGUGCAUCGAAAUGGAAUGCUCUGCUGAAGGUGUGGAAAGAGCAGCCUCCUCCACAAACCAUGCAGAUUAUUUUUUAAUCAACCAUUUCACUGAGAUUCGCCUACCAAAUGAGAAUUGUCGGCCAAUACCUGAAGAUAUCGCAUCGAAGUUUAGACAAGUGUGUUCACAUUCUCAUGAACCUUGCCUUAAAACUCUCCUGUCCAUUAUCCCUUGCCUUAUUCAAAACGUCAAGGAAAUCUAUGUUGACUGCGGAAGUACGGAGCCACAAAAUGGUUUAAGGGGACUGUCAAAGGACAAAAUAGAUGCAUUUGUGUCAAACGUUCAAAAGGCGGAACAGGAGGAUAAUUUCGGGGAUCUUGUUUAUGAGAUGUGCCAAAUUCUUGAGCAGCUGUGCAUAGAAAAUCGUGACAAUCAAGCGAAGGCAGAAAUACAGGAGUGGGGUGAACGUCUGGGAAUUGGACAAAUGCUCAAAUCUUUGAAUCGGUUCUUUCAGCACAGCCAACAAGACAUCAGGUUGUACAUGAGAUUAGACCUCUUUUCACGCAAUCUAAGGGACAUAAUGACCGGUCGUGUAGGGAGCGAUCAAGUUUACAUAUAUCUACAUGAUUUUUGCAAUGUUUUGCUGAGUUUGAUUGGUUUUGCAAGAUGUGAUCCAUCAAAACUCGUCAGAUUUGAGCUGGUUGACUCAGAAAAUGUUCCUUUGUCUUGUUACAAUGAAAGCGUAUCGUACGACGAGUUCGAAAACACAUACUGGCAGAGAUUCUACAUCACAAAAGAGUCAGAGGACGUACUUCAACUUUAUGCAGUCGCACGUGUGCACGUUAAAGGACAAACGUGUGAGAAAGGAGCUUUUCAGUCAGAGAUUGUGCUGAAUGCUGCCAGUGAGGAAGCGUUCGACAAAUGCAUGAUUGGUAUCGCUGACGUUGCUGUGAUGAAGCUUAAAGACAAACGUCCAGGAAAGUUGAACGUGGUCCUUUGUUCAACGAAAAAAGAAAAGAUUCUGGAGUUCCACAUCGCCUUGAAACGGGAACUUGGUGAAGGAUUACAAGAUAUCAGAGAGACGGACAUCACCCGCUGUUACCUAAAACUGUCUUCCAUUAAACCCAGUAGAAAGCUAUUUCUACGUCUUUUGUACAAAUGGGAAUCUGAGGCAGUUGUUUUCGAAAGUAAGGACUUCGUGACUGUGGCCUACUGCUCCUUUGGAAACGCUAGUACACCAGAAGUAAGACUUCCAGGUAAGAUUUCUUUGCUUGAUGUAAAAAGGUGA
Porites evermanni is the source of this 8722-nucleotide messenger RNA. NCBI's taxonomy places the organism in Eukaryota, Metazoa, Cnidaria, Anthozoa, Scleractinia, Poritidae. The record is from the annotation of a GenBank genome assembly.